Molecule: messenger RNA, 1589 nt
Organism: Acanthopagrus latus (yellowfin seabream)
Lineage: Eukaryota; Metazoa; Chordata; Actinopteri; Spariformes; Sparidae
Gene: gpx4a
Product: glutathione peroxidase 4a
Exons: 7
Biological process (GO): response to oxidative stress
Molecular function (GO): glutathione peroxidase activity
Source: RefSeq, a predicted model, not a curated record
CUUUGUGACAGUGUUGCGGACUGUGGACCGCAGUACACAUACAUCUCUGAUGUGGAUUUGUUAGUCAGCAGCAGAGAGGGACCUAUCGGAGGAUCCGAGCCUAUCAAUUCUGUUAAUGAUCAUCGGCUCCCUUUACAUGAGGACACUGGACUGCGUGCUGUCUCAGUAACAGACUGACAGGGAGAGCUUAGCUGAAGACACUCGGAGUUCACGAAUUCUGCCUUCAGGGGACCUUACUGAAGGGCAGUAAUGCGUCUGAUAGGGUCCACUGUCCUUUUCUCUGUCCUGCUGCAGGCUAUGGCUGCUACGACAGAGGACUGGCAGACGGCCACGUCUAUUUAUAACUUCUCCGCUACAGAUAUCGAUGGCAAUUUGGUUUCCCUAGAAAAAUACAGGGGAAACGUUGUCAUCAUCACCAAUGUUGCCUCUAAAUGAGGUAAAACCCCAGUAAACUACUCUCAGUUCACGGAGAUGCACGCCAAGUACGCUGAGAGAGGUUUAAGCAUCCUCGCCUUCCCUUCCAACCAGUUUGGGAACCAGGAGCCCGGCAAUGAAACUCAGAUCAAGCAGUUUGCCGCGUCCUACGACGCUCGGUUCGACAUGUUCAGUAAGAUUGAAGUGAACGGGCCCAACGCUCAUCCUCUGUGGAAGUGGCUGAAAGAUCAGCCCAACGGGAAAGGCUUCAUGGGAAAUAGCAUCAAGUGGAACUUCACUAAGUUUUUGAUCAACAGAGAGGGUCAGGUGGUGAAGAGGUUUGGACCCCUGGAUGAUCCAAGUGUGGUGGAGAAGGCUCUUCCCCCGUACCUGUAAACACCUCAUGGAUCAUUGAUCAUCCACUUACUAGCACCCCGUCUGUCCUGUCAUCCUUUUAUCUCCUUUCUCUGCCUCUCCGAGCACCAGUGGAUAUAGUUUUGGUUCCACCCCAGAUCAGUGACGGUCUGUUCACAAACCCGCAUGGCGGACAGAGCAGACCUGAUGAAAAUGGCGUGCAAACCUCCUGGGCGCACCAAAGCUUGCAUUCAUCAGGAUCUCUGGAGAGAAGGAGAAAGGAUUCUUACAUGUAAUUCUGUUUAAGUAGUUUUCAUAAUAAAAUUCACCAAGAUUUUGUUCUAAUGAUACUUUUGUCCCUAAUGUUUAUUGUCUGUCAGUAAAACAAGUUAUAUUUUAUGAUAUUGUUGUAGCUUGUAGAGUAGAUGUGUGUUGAUGUUUUGUUUUCCGAGCUGUUGGUGUGUGCAAUGAUCAUUCACUCUGUAUUGAAAUCGAAAUGUGUCAGAAAACAGAGGGCUUAAAAUGAAACUGGGCUUUCUGUCGCCCCAGUAGAAAAAUGUACAAUGUCACAGAUUUAUUGUUUGGACUCAAUACUGAGACGACGGGCACAUUUAUGAUUUGUACAAUAUCAUAUUGAUACAUUGUUUAUAUGCUUGUAGAAAACUAAAUAUUGAACAUAUCCAGUCCCACAAUAGUGAUGCUUGUCGAGACAGAUUAAUCAUUUAGACUGUGUAGUACAAGCUAAAAUUAAAUAUAAAGUACAUUUUAAAAACACACACAUUAAUCUUAGGAAGUAGCCAGGACCAGUGGGUCAGAAGCCU